GAUUGAUCUGGCAUCCGUCCGUGCCGGUCCUGCGUUCGCGCCGAUCGCUCAAGCCGCUGCAUCCACACCCCUGUGCUGGCUGCCCUCUGCCGUGCCCAAACCCCGCGCAUACCGCCGAUCGUAUCUCUGAAUGCAGAUGCUGGCCGGACAGUACCGCCCGCAGCUCGUCCAGAGCACCUCCACGCUCUCGGAUGCCGAGCCCAUCGUUCGCGACGUCUCGGAUGCGAUCCUCCACUUUGAGGAAAAGCUUCGGCAGGACAGAUUCGAGGAUCUGUAUGAACAGCUCAAGAAGAGCCCGCCGGCCGAAGACCGGGCCAAGACCGGCUAUGGCCUCGAAAAAAAAAUCUCAUUCAAGCUGCUGGAGAAGGAAGUCUCGUAUCCUCUACCCAAGAUUCUCUACGAUGAAUACGAUGGCCUCAAGUACCGCAGCUUCAUGGGGCUCUUUCCCGAACUCCGGAGGGCGUGGAUGACCAUCGACACCAAGCUCUACAUCUGGAACUACGAAGACGAGAGCGAAAUCUACGUUCUGGGCGAGGAGCAGGAUCAGAUCAUCACCAGCGUGUGUUUGGCCAAGCCUGUCGCUGGCGUCUUUGUCGAGCAAAUCGAGUAUCUCAUCGUGGUUGCGACCCCGAUCGAAAUCACCCUGUACGGUGUCGCCUACAGCGAUGCCAGCAAGGGCCUCAGCGGUGGCCUGAGCAUCUAUCCGACCCAGAUGAGUGCCCCCUCGGACAGCGUCACGAUGACGGCGCUGACCGCAACUCGACACGGCCGAAUAUUCGCCUGCGGUGCCAACGGCUGUCUUUACGAGCUCCAAUACCAGGCUGAAGAGGGCUGGUUCACCCGCAAGUUUCGGAAACUGAACCACUCCAAGUCGACGCUCUCCUUCUUUGUGCCAACGCUGUUUGGCUAUCAGUCAGAUGAUCCGAUCGAAAAAAUCGCAUGCGAUGACUCGCGCAAUCUGAUCUACACCCUCACGAGCUCGUCGCAGAUUGAGGUUUCCUAUCUCGGCGACAACGGACUUGCGGCCCCCAAGCGAUACAAGUGCUCGAAUAUCUAUCUCUCUGCUCAGCGCCUGCUGGACAAAUACCCCAAUUCAUCAUCGCUGGACCAGCAGUCGUUCAAGAUCUUUUCAAUCCACCCGCUCUCGUCCUCGGAGUCGAAAACAAUCCACCUGCUCGCUGUGACAACCACCGGCGUCCGGCUCUACUUUACCACCCGUUCCGAUGUCAAUUCCUUCGCGGACAUCUCCAAGUACAGCGGUCCCACCGAGCUUCGGCUGUUGGCCGUGCGCCCUCCUCCCACGCCUCUUCCGACUUCGCCCAUCCCGUUGUCGCACUACCACGUCUCGACGUACUCCAACGGCGUCUUUGUGGCUGCCGAGACCAGCAGCGGCAACGAUGGAAGCGCCGAUGUGAUCACCACCGUCUGUCCCGAUCCAGGCGUGGUCACACGGAGCAACCGACGGAACUGGAGCGAGCAGUUCAAGACCACCAAUGUCAGCUCCAGGAUCUGGGCAAUCCAUGAGCUGCCCAGUCGGUUCUUCGAGUACACCAUCAAGGCCAAGGAGGGAGCCGGCAUGGAUUCUCAGGGCAGCGUGGCUGAUUUCCAGCUGCGCCCGACCGAGGAUGCAGGCUUGCUCUUGAACGAGUUUGCGACACAAAUGGCCUACCCACAACGCAAGUACCUGGUCUUGACGAACGAGGGCGUGUCGAUCUACGUCAAGCUUCGGCCGAUCGACAUCCUGCAGCGCCUGCUCAUGGAGACCAUGGGCCCGCACAACAUUCAUGAGCUGCUGACGGCUCUCUUUACCGACUGUGGGCAUGAGCAAGCCGCGGCCAUGUGUCUUGCCAUUGCCUGCUCCCACCCGUGCGUCAUGGAUGGCCUGCGAACGGCCUCGCGACAUUCGAACGUGACCGCCGCCGCCGCCCACUUGUAUGCCGACCUCAAGACACCCCACCCGGCCGGACCCGAGCCCAACCAAUCUAUGCGGGUGGAUCCAAACCGCCUUGGCACUGUCGUGCCGCGCCACGGCAGCUCCACGCCUCGCUCCGAUCGCUACAACGGCCUGGCUCUCUACGUUGCGCGUCUCCUCAAGCCCAUCUGGGAAGAAAAGAUCUUCAAGAAGCGCCCGAGCGCCGUGCCCAGCAACAUCGCGUAUUCAUCCAACGUCUCGGUCGCAGAUCUGUCGACGGUCCAGCGCAACCUCCAGAGCCUCCAUCGGUUCUUGGCCGAGUACCCAGGACUGAUGCCCAACCGGGACCAGUCCACGCUCAUCCAGAACGAUCUGCUGGGUGCCAACGAGGCUCUCAUGGCCGAGCGCGAGAUGAUGCUCUCGAUGUCAAAGUUUGUGAAGCUGUGUAUCGAAGGAACGACUCUGAUCUUGCUCCUGAACGACCACAAUCUCGAGAACGUGAUGAAGACCGUCAGCAAGGACGAGAAGCAGAGCCUUGGAAACCUGACCUACCAGGGGCUGAUAUCGGGCGUCAAUGGACUCACCGUGAUCAAGCACGCCAUCCGCGGGCUCAUCAACUACCAGAUCGACCAGCAGACCGACAUUGAAAUCAUCUGCAGCACGCUCCUGGAAACCUGCCCGAGCUUUUACAACGUCAACGACUUUAUUCUCAACAAGGCUGCCGACAAAAUCCAGAGCGUCUCCAAAGGCCAGGCGAGCCACACGAUCUCCAGGAACGAGAGCCUGCACCUUCUCGGCGAGUCUCUGAAGCUGCUGUCCAGCGUCGUCGACAAGAUCCCCGAUUCCGACCUCGACAGCGUCUGCGAUAUGUACAUCAAGCUGCGCUACUACACGGGUGCCAUCGAGCUGUGGUUCCAGUACAUCCAGCGUAACUUCCCAGUAUUGCUGGAUGGCAACCUGGACCAGCGCCUCCAUGUCUAUGGCAAGAUCACGCACAUCAUCCAGUCGGCCUUUGACGAAUUCGACAAUGAUAUGAACGUCGAUAUUGAGGACAGUUCUGACCCCGAAAACCGCAUCAACAGCACCCUGGAGGUCGCCCUCGCCACACAAGACAACUCGUUCCAUGACUACCUCUACGACUGGUUCUUCAGAACAGGACGACACGAGUAUUUGCUGCAGAUCAAGACGCAGCAACUUGAGCGCUAUCUGCGUCGCGGUGCCACCGUCAGUGGCCCUGAAGGAACUGUUAAAGCCGAUCUGCUUUGGAAGUACUAUGUCCGCACCGAACAGCAUGCCAAGGCCGCCAAGAUUCUCGAGCUGAUGGCCGAAACUGAUCGCAACUUCAACCCCCAGCUCGAUCUGGCCAAGCGCAUCGAGUACCUGUCCCGUGCCCUAGGCUGUGCCAAGAGCUCGGGCAACUCGGAGAUGAUCUUCAAGCUGGAGGAAAAGUUUGAGGUCGCCGAGGUCCAGAUGGAACUGUUCUCGGCGAUCCAGGGCAUGGGAGGCUUUGCCGAGCGCCACGAGGCUCUGCAGCUCCUGAACGAUCGGCUGCUGGACUGCCAGGAGAUGUAUGACGAUUACGCCACUCCUCUGGAGCUGUAUGAUCUGCGACUGCUCAUCUUGAACGCCGCCGGCCACAAGGACCUCGAAGUUGUCUGCGAUAUUUGGCGAGCGAUCAUCAUUAAGCUGCGCCAAGAGAACGGUGGCAACUGGCAAGGUGCCAUCCUGUCCAAGGUCGCCGACCUGGGCAGCCGACUCUACCCCAACGAGAACGUAUUCCCGCUCCGAUUCCUUUGCAAUCUCCUGGAGACGCUCGCGAUCCCCCAGGAUAUCAACGAUCCAGACUCGGUCGACCCCGGUUGGGUGAUUGAGAUGAUGCUGGCCGCGCAGGUGUCCCACGAGACCCUGUUCCAAACCCUCGAUAGCAUCUUCGUCCUCAGGGCGGAUCCCUGGACUGAUCCCACGGCCCAGACCGUUCUCAUCCGCGACAUUGGGUACCUGUUGACGAAGUGGCUCGACCGCAUCGCUGCCGGCGACAGCAAGGAUCAGUUCCCAGCCAAGUCGGUGGACGAAGCGAUUGCUGUGUAUUUAAUGAAUGUAGCCGAUGUCGAGGUUGUGGCGAGCCUGCGACUGAUCCAGGAGCGGAUCCGCGCAAACUAUGCCUGAGCUCCUUCGGCCUUGGACUUGCGCCGAGCCCUCAUUCUGAUGCUUGAUGCUCCCCGACAAGCUCUCAGCGACAUUCGAAUAGUCUCCCCUUGCCCCCUCCAUGUCCCCUCCCCUCCCCUCCCACCAAUGCGAAAUACAGCUCUUGAACGCUCCAGCGCUAAACA
Molecule: messenger RNA, 4242 nt
Organism: Polychytrium aggregatum
Lineage: Eukaryota; Fungi; Chytridiomycota; Chytridiomycetes; Polychytriales
Product: Nup133 N terminal like-domain-containing protein
Exons: 19
Coding region: 131-4078 (1315 amino acids)
Biological process (GO): transcription-dependent tethering of RNA polymerase II gene DNA at nuclear periphery; RNA export from nucleus; protein localization to nuclear inner membrane
Cellular component (GO): nuclear pore inner ring; nuclear pore
Molecular function (GO): structural constituent of nuclear pore
Source: RefSeq, a predicted model, not a curated record